This is a messenger RNA of Gymnodraco acuticeps, 4514 nucleotides long. It is a transcript of the gene whrnb, whose product is annotated as whirlin b. Lineage: Eukaryota; Metazoa; Chordata; Actinopteri; Perciformes; Bathydraconidae. Gene Ontology annotation, biological process: sensory perception of sound; auditory receptor cell stereocilium organization. Gene Ontology annotation, molecular function: protein binding. The record is from RefSeq and is a predicted model, not a curated record. The transcript has 12 exons. The coding region runs from base 503 to 3397 and encodes 964 amino acids. Gene Ontology annotation, cellular component: stereocilium tip; stereocilia ankle link complex; photoreceptor inner segment.
GCAUCCCGUUGAGCUCCCUCCUGCACAGAGGCUCCGUCAGAGCGAGCGGAUGGAUUUAUAGUUUGUUCUGUGGACACAAUGGACAUGGAGAAGCUCAUGUGCUGUUUUAUGAUUUUCAAGCAUAAAGAGAGCCUUUCAAGGAUUUUUAUUCUGCCGGAUUUCACAGAUACACCGGACACUAUUUGAAUCGCAGAAGCUUGUGUUGUGUUGUACAUGGAAUAGGAAGACAACAGAGAGAAAGAACAUGCAUGCGAUUUACAGUGCUUGACCAAUGCCAGCUUCGACAGAGAAAUGGUUUGUUUCGGUCUGAAACACCCCGUGCGGAGCACAUCAGCGCUGUUACGCGUGUAGAUCCCCGGUCACCUGUUGAAGUUGCUGGGUGCGCGCGGAGCUGUUCCACGUUUUACUUCACAACUAGAGGAUCGACUUGAACAGCGCGUUGACAGAUGAUCGACCCGCCGUCCCGUCUGUAUGAUGAACUGAUUCCCCGCCAUGCUGUAGGAUGAGCUCUGAUCUGGAGAGCGUUUCGCUCAACACACCACUCUCCUCCGCCGGCUCAGGCGGCCGGGCGCUCUCCGCGAACGUCCGGAGGCUCCACACCGCCCUGAACCUGCUGCUCAGCGGCCCGGAGAGAGAGCAGUUCAUCCACUGCCUCAAUGUGUACCACGCCAAGCGCAACGUCUUCGACCUGGUCCAAACUCUCAAAGUGAUUCUCAACACGAGCAGCAAACGCCAGCUGCUGCCCAUGCUGCGCCUGGUCAUCCCGAGGUCUGACCAGCUGCUGUUCGACCAGUACACGUCCGAGGGACUCUAUCUGAAGACAGAGCUUUCCUCCAGCAACGGCAGCGCGGAGGGCGACUCAACUCUGCAGAAAUAUGUCAGCUCCAUCCAGGAGCAGCCCCCCCCCUCCGGCUGUUCGGACGAGCUGUCGGCUUCCCUGGCCACGCCGCUCUGCGAGGGUCCCUUUGGAGAGGUGCGCAAAGUCCUGCUGGCGCGCACCAGGAGCCACGAGGGUCUGGGCUUCAGUAUCCGCGGGGGGUCGGAACACGGCGUGGGCAUCUACGUGUCCCUGGUGGAGCCGGGCUCGUCGGCCGAUAGAGAAGGACUCAGGAUCGGGGACCAGAUAGUGACUGUGAACGACCUGAUGUUCGACCGCGUGUCUCACGUAGAGGCGGUGCAGGUGCUCAAGGGAUGCAAGAAACUGGCCAUUACAGUGUGUUCCAUGGGUCGGAUCCCUGGGGGCUACAUCACCAACCAUGUGUACAGCUGGGUGGACCCUGAGGGCCGGAGCAUGUCCCCGCCCCCCGACAGCCACGAGGCCAACCAGAGGCCAAGACAGGGCAUGGAAGAGAGGAUGUGUAACCUAAAUAUGGACGAUGGUCGCUCUCUGGGCCUAAUGAUCAGAGGUGGAGCAGAGUAUGGACUGGGGAUCUACAUCACUGGAGUGGACCCUGGAUCUGCUGCAGAUGCCUGUGCCCUAAAGGUGGGUGACCAGAUCCUGGAUGUCAACGGACAGAGCUUUGUAACCAUCUCCCACGAUGAGGCAGUUCACAUCCUCAAGACAGGACGCCACCUUCUAAUGAAAGUUAGGGAUGUAGGGCGUCUGCCUCAUGCACGCACAGUGGUGGACGAGACCAAAUGGAUCUGCAGUCAGGCCAUAGCUGAGACCAAUGCUACAGCUAACCCAAGUUAUCUCACCAACUCCCAUGUCAAUGCCGGCAUCCAUGUCAACGUCAGUGCCUGCAGUUCAAGGCCAUCCUCUGCCAAAGCUACACUUGUAUUGGGAAAGCCUGUAGUAUACAGAGGCGUGGGCCCCCCAGGUGCUCAGGUGUCUCUGGAGCAGCAGGCCUACAUGCUGCUGACGGAGCCAGAGAGGCAGACCAUGGUCUACUACCUGCAGGAGUACCAGGAGGGACACAUAGGAGUGGAGCCGCUGACCAUGGCUCUCUGUGAGCUUUUUAACACACAUGCAAAGCUGUCCAUGCUGGCAGACGUGAGAAGUCUGGUGGCCCCCCUGGACCUAGAGCUGUACGACAGGCUGGUGUUGCAUCGUGAGAGAGAAGCCCACCAGGCCUGGCAUGGAGGUCCGGGGGUCCUGCAUCUUCAGGGCUACUGCAACCAGAAUGCAGGACACGGCCACCCUGCUAUGACUGACGGCUCUGUUGCUGGCUUGACAGAAAAUAACCAGGAGAACACUAAUGCCUUACAAAACAUGACAAUGGCUGAAAUGCGUGCUUCAGGUGAAUCUCCCGCAUUAUCAAGAGAUGCCUCCCCCCAGGCUCACAGCAGGCUGUCCAGGGACAAGGAGCCCAGCAGGAAGCCUCCAGCCCGCCGGGGGCAGCUCAGCUCCAGCCCCCUUCUCACUGGCCCAAUACGGCUGCUCCAGGACUGCCUCCACAAGUCCCUCAAAUCCCUCCCCAGCACCCAGCAGUCUUUGCCUCCCUCUGCCCAACACACCUGUGCUGCUGCCAGCCACCACGCUUCCCUCAAUGCACUUAAUCACACAUGCCAGAGUUCCCUUCAAAUAUCUGACCCUGAACAAUACAACCACUCCAACUUCGCUCAUCCCUUCCACCAGCAUGGGGCCAGCAACUGGCACAGCUCAGGACCCCACACCUGCCCCGGCCUCCUGCCUCCCCGGCAGCCCUCGGAGGCAUCUGUCAGGAUGGCUUGCAGAUCUAGCUCCUAUGAGAAGUCCUCUUACUUUGCAAAGUCAGCUAAUUCUUCAAAAGCUGCAUCUCCCAUGCAAUCCCCUCAUCUAUCACCUCGCCCCUCCCCAUGUCCCUCCCCCUGCCCCUCCCUCAUCACACCUGCUGCUCCAACCUGUAGUCCUGACCGGCCCUGCUCCCCUGCCCUCACCCACAAAGUCAUCCUGACCGACAUGAACUGGCUGUCUGCAGACUGCCGAACACAGCAAAGAGGGGCCACUCUCUCCCAGCUGUCAGACAGUGGCCAGACUCUGAGUGAGGACAGUGGGGUGGAUAUAGCCGAGGCAGGGGGCCUCAGUAAGGACGGCAGCCCUCGGCCCAGCAAGAACCUGCAGGGCCAUCUAGAAAAGCCAGGGGCCCAUGCCCCCCCUCCAGGAACCAGACAGCAGUGUGGCUCACCAGUGCCGAACGCUACCUUGGUACGAGUGGUGAAGAAUUCAAACACCCUUGGCAUGGCUAUAGAGGGAGGAGCCAACACACGGCAACCUUUGCCGCGCAUAGUCACAAUUCAGAAAGGAGGCUCAGCUGAUAACUGUGCACAGCUGAAGGAGGGUCAGGUCAUCCUGGAGGUGGACGGCGUGUCCCUGAGAGGGCGGGAGCACAAAGAUGCUGCUCAGAUCAUCACUGAGGCCUUCAAGACCAAAGAGAAGGACCACAUCGACGUCCUGGUAGUGGAUCCAGGACUCUAGUAUGAGGACUUUGCACUUUAGAAAGACACCGUUUUACUGCUUUGAGUUUCAACAUGAUGUUAUCAGUUUUAUUUCAGGGAAAAGGUUUUGUGGAAAGCUUUUAGUUUAUUGCACGCUACAGCAAUUUGCACAAUUUCAUUAUGGAAAAUGAUAUUACAUUAAUAUUGGCGAAUAGUCAUAUGUCAUAAGUCAUCGUUUUCAAACACUAAGUUGUAUUGUUUGUUUCACCAGAAGGACUGAAUUAGACUUGAUAGUGUGGUUCAACUAAUAUUGAAAACAGUUAUUAUAUCAUGCAGUUAUUAUAUGUUAUUUUAUAUAAUGUUUUGUGAUAUUAUAUUAUAUGAUAUUAUAUAUUAUAUUAUAUUAUUGUAUAUGGGGAGGCUGAGCUGCUCUGGCUGACAUAGUUAUCUUUUUCAUUUCUAUUAGCAACAAUAACAUUUGUACUCACAAAGUACACAUACUUUAAAACACAUCAAUGUCACUAAACUCUACUGCUAUACUGAAACUCCCACAAUGAAUACUAUGACCUUUGAACAGAAACAAACUCUGCCAGACAUGUUGAACAUGUUGAAAGUAAACAGAAAAGUCAGAAAAGCACUACUUUAUUUGGAGGUACAACCAGAAGGGAGCACACCAAAACCAACGACCAAACAUCCUUCCACUGGACAACAGUUGCUGUAGUACUGACAUUGCAGGGGUGUUUUAUCUCCAAAUAAGGUGGAUGCUAAUGCUCAAUGGUAUGUUAGUUUGUAUAUAGUGUAGAAUGAACAUACUCUAUACAACUUUUUAUAAUAUAAAAUAGUUUACGAUAGAAGAUAAUUUCAUAUUUCCCAAUAUUCUAUACUACAUUACUCCUAAUGUAUGUUAUGUAUACUACAAAUAGCUUGCAGUGCAGGAUGUUCCAUGUUUUAAAUGAAACCACAUCCACCUACACAGUGGAGGUCAAUGAAGGUCACAUGUGAAUGAUGGGGAUGGGGACUGAGACUCUGCUAAAGCACUGUACAGCAAACUCAGCCUGGGUCUUCUAUCAGAAUCACUUAGGUGUAUACACACACCAUAGGCGCGUUCACACCGGAGUACUUUACCCAGGAAUAGUUCCGAUAGUUCCUGGGAUUUU